CGAGCCCCGCCCCGCGCGCGCUGCCGCGGUGUGUCCCCGCGCGGCUCCCGUCGCUCCGCGGCUCGGGCGCCCCCUGGCGGGCCCGGACCCGGGGCAGCGGCGGCGCCACCCGGCUGAGCCCCGAGCAGCGCCCCCCCCCCAUCCCCCAUCACCGGCCGCUCCCGGGCCCCGGUACCGCGGGCUGGGCUGAGGCCGGGCGCGGGGGGCGCAGGGUCCUCACCGGUGCGGAGCGCCGCCUCCGCCGCGUUUCGGGGUCGGGUGAGGGGCUUUCCGCAGCCCCGGUUCCGCUCCCGGCGCGGCCCGUCCAUCCGCCGGGAUGAUCAACGCCAUCCUGGUGUUCAACAACCACGGCAAGCCGCGGCUCGUCCGCUUCUACCAGCACCUGGCGGAGGAGGUGCAGCAGCAGAUCAUCCGCGAGACCUUCCACCUGGUGCUCAAGCGGGACGAUCACAUCUGCAACUUCCUGGAGUGCGGCAGCCUGUUCGGCGGCUCGGACUACAAGCUGAUCUACCGGCACUACGCCACGCUCUACUUCGUGUUCUGCGUGGACUCCUCGGAGAGCGAGCUCGGCAUCCUGGACCUCAUCCAGGUCUUUGUGGAGACGCUGGACAAGUGCUUUGAGAACGUCUGUGAGCUGGACCUCAUCUUCCACAUGGACAAGGUUCACCACAUCCUGCAGGAGAUGGUGAUUGGUGGCAUGGUGCUGGAGACCAACAUGAACGAGAUCGUGGCGCAGGUGGAGGCCCAGAGCAAGCUGGAGAAGGCAGAGGGAGGGCUCUCGGCCGCUCCUUCCCGCGCGGUCUCGGCUGUGAAGAACAUCAACCUCCCGGAGAUCCCGCGUAACAUCAACAUUGGAGACAUCAACAUCAAAGUGCCCAACCUGUCGCAGUUCAUGUGAGCUGCCCCGAGUGUGUGCCGCGGGGGGAGCGGGGCUCUGCGGGGCUCCCCCUGCCCCCCCAGGCCCAGCGCGCUGUGGGGCUGGCAGCGGCAGGGAGCGGCGAUGGGCUCAGCGAGGAUCCGGUGCCGCUGUCACUGGUACCUGGGCUUGGUUCUGCUCCCUGAUGUCCCAUCACAAAGGGCGUCCUUCCUUCCCCUCCCUCCCUGGGAAUGUGCAGCCUGUCUCCCUGCUGUGGGGGGAAGAGCCAGCUCCUGCCUCUCCCAGCACCUCCUGGGAUUCCCGGCUGUAAAAAUGCACUUGUAGCUGAUGGCUCCUGGGUUGUUGCCCUCUAUCCCAGCGCCUGCCCUGGUCCUUGUACUGGGCAGAACCAGCCUGGCUGGGGUUGUUCCUUGGGGCUCCAUGAACUCUGGAGCUGGAGCCAGCUUGGGGGGUACCUGUGGGGCCCAAAGCUUGUAGGGUCAGGCCAGGCCAGGCUGGGGUCUCCCUGGAGCACGUCCCUGUCUCCUAAUAAACACCACGUGAACCUGU
Molecule: messenger RNA, 1426 nt
Organism: Strigops habroptila (Kakapo)
Lineage: Eukaryota; Metazoa; Chordata; Aves; Psittaciformes; Psittacidae
Product: AP-3 complex subunit sigma-2
Exons: 6
Coding region: 317-898 (193 amino acids)
Biological process (GO): Golgi to vacuole transport; intracellular protein transport
Cellular component (GO): membrane coat; intracellular membrane-bounded organelle; AP-3 adaptor complex
Source: RefSeq, a predicted model, not a curated record